AUGGUCACGGCACGUGGCAAACUCGUAGACAAAGGGCUAACCCUACAGAUAUUGGCAGCAAAGAAGCCACUCAUAAUUGAACUACUCAAUGGAUCAGACCGCAAAUUACAAAUUAUGGAAAUCUCGGCAAUCCAGAUGGAUCCCACAGAUUCUGAGGAUUAUUUACCAAAUGGAUUUACAACUUUUGUGGACACCAAUGAAGUUUUGAAUCACUCGUUGGUGCCAUUAAAAGAUAAAACCUGGUCCAGUGAGGGGAAAACAGCCCUUUCUAGACGGAAAAGAGACCUUCUGUUUCCCAGUGGAGUUAAACUUUGCUCACAUGAGACAGCGCAACAGGCAAUACGGAAUCAUCUCAACUUCUUUCACCUGCGAGUGUGCCAGGAAACAGUUUGGGAGGCUUUCAAAAUCUUCUGGGAUCGCUUACCCGAGAAAGAAGAGUACCAGAUCUGGAUGAGGAAAUGUCAAAAUAGUAGCGUUAGUGUGUUUGACAUUGGCCGGAGCUUUAGCCAGUCAGCUGAGCACCUUGCUCUGAUCUCAAGUAUGGUAGGAGCUGCCUCAAUGGCAUCAACAAGACAUCAGACAACGACUACUGCGCCAACACAAGCAAGCGUGGCCACAACCCAAGAAGUCAGUGUUUUGGUUCUUGAGGCAGCAAUAGAUUCACAGGACAUCACACCACAGACCACUGCAGCAAAAAUCACCACUAUGGCUGCAGAGCUUCAGAUGACACUUGGAAUCAAUCCAGAGCCUGACACAGCCUUUGAGGCCUCAACGGAGAUAAGCACUAGUUCACCCAUAGAACACACAAGUGUGGCCACUAGGAAACCUAUUUCAGAAACUGAACUAAAAGUUGAACUGGAUGCUACCGAGGGUUCUGUCAAAACAUUAAAUAUUACCAUUCAACAUGAAGAGGUUGAAAGGGUCUCAGAGUCUGAUAGAACUCCAGAGGAGUUUACUUUAAGAGCAAAUGAUUAUGAUAUUCCCAUUACCUUUGAGGACUUGCUAGGAAUAAGCAAUUCUCCUACAGUAGUCAUCAGAGAUUUUACUGAAGAGCUUUAUUUAGGAACAGAGUUGGGAAAGGAUGUUACUGAUGGUCCAGUGGUUUCCAUUCAACAUGAAGCUGACAUUGUUUCAAAGUCUACAUUAUUGACCACUGAUACAACUCCAGAAGAUUAUACUUCCAAAAAACACGAGCAUGAUAUUCCCACAACCAUGGAGGACUCACCAGGGAUAAGCAACAAUACUCCUAUGGUAAUCAUCAGUCAAAUCACCAAAGAGAUUAAUUCAGAAUCGGAACCGGAGAUGGGAGAGGUUGCUACUCAGGGUCUGGUUAAGACAGAAGGUGUUACCAUUCAGCAUGAAGAGGUGGACAUUGUCUCCGUGUCUACAUUAAUGACCACUGAUAGAACUCCAGAAGAUUCAACUUCAGGAAAACAUGAGUAUGUUUUUCCCACAUCCUUUGAUGACUCAAUAGAGAUAAUCACUAGUUCAUCUACUGAACUCACAAAUGAGGCCACUGUGAAACAGGAUGUUACAGAGCGUCCUGUUAAGACAGCAGAUGUUACCAUUCCUAAUAAAAAGGCUGACAUCGUCUCUGAGUCUACAUUAAUGACUACUGAUAGUACUCCAGAAGAUUCUACUUCAGGAAAAUAUGAGUAUUUUAUCCCCACAUCCUUUGGGGACUCACUAGAGAUAAUCACUAGUUCACCUACUGAACUCACAAAUGAGGCCACUGUAAAGGCUAUUGUGAAAAAGAAUGCUACUGAAGGUCCUGUUAAUACAGAAGAUGUUACCAUUCCACAUGAAGAGUUUGGCAUUGUCUCAGAGUCUACAUUAAUGACCAGUGACAGAAAUCCAGAAGAUUCUACUUUAGGAAAAUAUGAGCACCUUCUUCCCACAUCCUUUGAAGACUCACUGGCGAUAAUCACUAUUUCACCUAGUGAACUCAUAAAUGAGUCCUCUGUGAAGGCUACUGUGAAACAGGAUGUUACUGAGGGUCUUGUAAAGACAGCAGAUGUUACCAUUCCCCAUGAAGAGUUUGACAUUGUUUCAGAGUCUACAUCGAUGACAAAUGCUAGAAGUCCAGAAGAUUCUGCUACAGGAAAUGAUGAUUAUGGCAUUCCCACAAGUUUCGAGGACUCAGUAGCGAUAAGUACCAAUACUCCUAAAGAAAUCACCAGUGAAUCUACUGAAGAAAUUAUUUCUGUAACUAAACCGUACAUGGGAGAGGGUGUAACCGAAGGUCCUCUUAAAUCAGCUGAUGCUACAAUUCAAUAUGUAGAGGCUGAUGUUGUGUCAGAGGCUACACUGAUGCCCACAGGUAGAACUCCAGUAGGUUCCACCACAAGAAAAUAUGAGACAGAUCUUCCCACAACCCUUGGGGACUUGCCAGGAAUAAGUACUAAUACUCCUGGUGUAGUCACUAGAGAAUCUACUGAAAAUGUUAUUUACGAAACUGAAGUUGAAGAUGGAUUGGGUGUUACUAAAACUCAUGUUAAAUCAGCACUUGUUACCAUUCAGCAUAUAGAUGUUUCAGAAGCUACAAUGAUAUCAACUGAUAGACCUGCAGUUGACUCUUUUACAGAAAUACCUCCCGUUCAGAGUGUCUUACCAGAGAAACCAGCAAAGACAACUCCUACAGAACUGAAAGAGGUUUCACCUAAUCCCCCCACAGAAGGGUUGCCAAAAACUCUGACAGAUAAGGAUGUUGUUGAAAUCACACAUGUAACCACAAAUCCAGAAAAUCUAUCACCCACUACACCUGUAAAUACAUCACUUGAGGUAGAAUCAACAAGUGGUGGACCUGAAUACAUUGCAAUUGUUACAUUACUUGACGAACAUGAAAAGGAAGAUGUACCCUACACUAAACCUACACCAGAAGAUGAAGAACUACCUGGUACCAUGACAGAGAGUGCACAUGAAUUGUCAAAGGAAACACAUGAGCUUGUAGUUGACUCAUCUGAUGCUGAAAAUGAUAAUUUAGGUAAGGAAGUGGACAUUAAAACUGGGACACCAGAAGUUGUUGAGGUGACAGUUGGAGAGACACCUAGAUUGACACAGGAAACUACAGAAGCUAUUGAAGCUACUGUGUUUACUGAGAAAGACAAACAUGUUGAUAAGGACAUAGCUGAAACUGUAAAUCCCGGAGAGAUGACAACAGAGCCAACAGAAGUUGCUGAGGUUGAAUUUGAUAUUCCAACAGACGAUGUAACGGUUCUUGAAAACAUGGUUGAAAAUUUUGUUGGAGGAACAAGUGAAGCUACUGCAGAACUGGGUGAUGUAACGGAAGCUGUCGUCUUAGAAGAAUCAUCUGAGAAAAGUAAUGAUGGAACUUUUACUAAGUUAACAGAAAUUUCUACUAAGACCAUAAGUCAGACCACAACUGGAAUCACAUCCAAGACCACACCUGAUACUUCUUUUGAAAUUGGUACCCCUGAAACUGACAUUGUAGAGUUUGUAACUAAAGGUAUGGAAGAUAAGGUAGAAGACACAACUAAAAAAGGCGAAGGUGGUGAGGAAACACUUUUCAAAGUUUCCGAAGGCACAAUGCCAGAUUUUACUGUUACUAAGUUGGAAAACGAUAUACUGACAACUGCCCUAAAUGAGGAUAUACAUGAAGUUACAGAUCCAUCAAAAAUUCCACAGGACACACCUAAAGUUGCAGUGGAAAUCAGACAUGAAGACACAGAUAUGCGUGGGACCAAAGGAGACUUCUUAUCUGAGACACAUGACGUUGCAACAGAGACACCUAAGGUCAUUACAGAAGCUUAUGCCAUGACAGAGACAACUCAUGUCAUAUCUCAAGCACCUGAAUUGGAGACACGUGUAUCUAUCUCAAAUGUCAUAUUUGAGGCUCCUUUGUCAAUAUCUGAACUUUCAGAGGUGCCUGAGACGAUACCUAGAACCCCUGAAGUGCAUGUGGUCCAACCGGUACCUGCAGAAGAUGAUAUCCCAACUCCUAUCUUGAAAGUCGAGGAUAUGACGGUUGUUCUAAAUGACUUGACAACUACCAUUCAAAAGACUUUCUCUACCACAUUACAAAACUUACCACAGGACAUUUCUAAUGAUAUUUUAAAUGAAAACAGCAUGAUUGGAAAUGAAAUUGAUGACAUUAUGGUCCGACCAGUACGUCCUGGCAACCAUAUUGUGGAGCUGAGUAUUAAGAUAAGAGGUGAAAGUUAUGAUGAUGCUCUGAGAGAUCCAUCAAGUUACUACUAUCAACAUUUAUCCGAACUGUUCAUCGAUAAGAUUGAAGAAGUUUUUAAAAGACUCCCAGGUUUCAAGAAAAUAUUCGUCCUUGAGUUUAGGCCACAAAAGGACAUUGAAGGAGGCCUGGCUGUGGUGGUACACUAUGCCGUGGUCCUUGAGGGCGAUGGUGCAGGAAUAAGUAAUGAGACCAUGGAUUACAUAAACCUAAAUUCCAACAUGGUUGAGAACUUCUCCACAGAUCCUGAUGAGCUACCUACUGUGGUCUACACCAUCACUGACUUCCGAAACUACAUCACCGAAGCCCUCCACAAGGAGAAUUUCAUAAGAAACACCACUCUGGAAGUGGACCCUGAUUCUUUGCAGCUGGAAAAUGUGGAGACACUGGAGUCUUCCAAACCAACCAGCAGACCGCUUGACUCCAGUGACAUGAUGGACAAUAUUCUUGCCUCUGAGAAGCCACCAGAUGUUCCCAGGCAGGAAUUAUCCAACAAUGACAUCUUAAUUACAAACAAUGAUUUCCUUGAACGCAUUGACCCAAUAGAUCCCUGGAUGGAUGAUCGGAAUAAGGACACAAAUGAUGUAAUCAUCUUUGAGGAAAGUCCCACUCUGUCUCCCACAGAUGUGUCUUUGAAGAACGUUAACAUCGAGUUUACCUCUAAAUUUGAGACCUCAAGCAGUGCGCCGGCUCCUGCUACAGAGAAUGAGGGUAUUAUUGAAGAGGAGGGAUUCCUACAGACUGCAACUACAGACAGUCCUACCACAGGCACGAUGACUAAAGGUGCCUUACCUUCAGAAUCACAUCACAAGUUGGAAGAGAACUCAGUUUCUCCUGUGGAACCUCCUGAUGUUGUGUUGACUACUGAGAGUGACUUGAUAGACCUGGGUUCAGGCUCAGGUUUUUCUGGGGAUCAUCUAGGUCCUGACAUUUUGCCUUGGGAGUCAGGAACUCCAGAGGAAGUCUUGAAGGAAGAUGAGGUACACCAAUCUCAAGAAGGUCAGGAAUCUAUAGAGGAACAGCUUGAGCCUCCCCACCAAGAUCUGACACCCAAUGAGCCAUUCUUGAGCAGGGUUCCUGUGACACAAGAUAUUCGUACCAAUCCUCACUUCACAACAACUGACCAGGCUCCGGUUUUUUGGACAAUGGAAACUUUGACUGUCGAGCUUUCUAUGCAGACCCAAAUAGCCCCUGGAGAAUAUGAUGACUAUUUUCCAGAUGAAUCUACCACUAUGGUUACACAUGUGACCAGUCGACCCUUGCUACACAUCUACACUUCAGCAGAAACCCAAGAGGUGGAUGCAUCACAUAGUCCUGAUACAAUCAUUUCACCUGCUGAUAAGGACUAUUCAGAACGACUUGUUACACCCACUCUGAUCCCACCAAGCACAGCAGUAGCUAUGGAUGAACAUACUACUUUAACAGAAACCAAGAAGAUUCAGGAAAUGCUGUCCUCCACAACAAAGUUAAAUGAAAUUCCUUCAACCACGCAAAUACCUGUAAUUCUAGAAAUUGAUACGGUUUCUGUGGAGGGUCCUACUACUUAUUCAGAAGCCGUUGAGCAUCCUGUAACCAAAGGUGUCACAGAGUUACCUGCAUUGUCAUGGCCAGAGGUAGAAGGUUCAGAUGAAGAAGUCAAGAUUCUAGAUGAGGAGAUGGAAGGCAUCAAGCUUAUGCCUACAGAAAGCCCAGCAACUAAGCUCUCAGAGGAGGAUUUAGCUGGGGAUGAAAUCUUGGUCGCGACAACAUCUCCAACAACAAUGACUACUGAAGAGCCAAGUGUAGAUCAGUCAGUUUCCCUGUCUCCUGAGAAGGACUCUCCAUUCACUCGGAUAUCACAUUCAUCAAUAGAUGAGGCUGAACCUUUUUCAGAAUCAACCACGGAACCUCUACCUACCCAAUCAUUUACUCAUUCGGUUCUUCAAGAGACCACUCCAGAGACGACUCCAGAGACUCAAACCAAUGGAAUGCACUCUUAUAAUACAAAUGUUGCGAAAGAGCCUGAUUUAUCAGAUGGAGACUCAACUAAAAUAUUUCAGUCCACAAUGUCUGUGAUUCCAGAUGUUUCAGAACAUUUGGAGACCCUCAGUUCCACCACUGUACCAUCAUUUAAUCAGCCAACAUUCAAACCUACCAAACAAAUAACAUCAGAUGACUCAGUACAAGAGCACACAGUAGGAUCAAGACCUGAUAUCACAGGCCUCAUCCUACCAACCAAACCAGUGAACGCUGAUGCUGCUACUAUGAAAGUUCCUGCUCCAGUAAACCCCAACAUAACACAGUUUGAUGUUUCUUUUGACAUAUUCCCAUUUGAUGGACCGAGCCAUGAUGAAGACGGCGGUAGUGGAUUUGCUCGCGGAACUGACUUGGCAGGUAUUGCCUUGCCAGCCAGUCCUGGAAGGGCGUUAAUAGUGUUUUUCAGCCUCAGGGUCACCAACAUGAUGUUUUCUGAAGAUCUGUUCAACAAGAGCUCUACUGAAUACAAGGCUCUUGAGCAGCAAUUCAUAGAACUGCUUGUCCCAUAUCUACAGUCAAACCUCAGCAAUUUUCAGAAUUUAGAGAUCUUGAACUUCAGGAAUGGCAGCAUUGUGGUAAACAGCAGGAUGAAGUUUGGCAAGCCAGUUCCCCAUGGUGUGACGACAGCAGUUUACCUUAUCCUGGAGGACUUCUGCAAUACUGCUUACCAAACUAUGAAUCUUGCAAUAGACAAGUAUUCAUUGGAUGUUGAAUCAGGUGACAAGGCUGAUCCAUGUAAGUUCCAGGCGUGUAAUGAGUUCUCCCAGUGUUCAGUCAACCGCUGGUCUGGCGAGGCAGAGUGCGUUUGUAACGCUGGCUAUUUUAGCGUGGACGGGCUGCCAUGUCAGAGUAUCUGCGAUAUACAGGAAGACUUCUGCCAGAAUGAUGGGAAAUGUGACAUCAUUCCUGGCAAGGGCGCCAUUUGCAGGUGUCGAGUCGGUGAAAACUGGUGGUAUCGGGGCGAACACUGUGAGGAGUAUGUGUCAGAACCACUGGUGGUUGGCAUCGCCAUCGCCUCAGUCGCUGGGUUCCUCCUCGUGGCUUCGGGCGUGAUCUUUUUCCUCGCCAGAACUCUGCGAGACCAGUAUGACACGGAUGAUUUAGAGGACCCUUUACGAUAUUCAGAGAACGCACCAUCUCUAGAAAGAGCUACUAAGUACAAUCCCAUGUUUGAAAGUGAAGCAACUACAGGCCAUAAUCAGUACUACCGCCGUUACCCAGAUGCCCCUGCGUAUAGCGCUGGUAGCGCUGAGACCUCCACGGACUUCAGCAGCGAGGAAAUACGACACAUUUAUGAGAACAGCGAACUUACGAAAGAGGAAAUCCAGGACCGUAUUCGAAUUAUCGAACUGUAUGCCAAGGACCGCCAGUUCGCAGAUUUUGUCCGACAACACCAAGUGGCACUUGACGCUAGACGAGAGAGCUCUUCCAAUUAGAGUUGCAAACCGCUAAACCCAAGACUCUUGCCUUUUUUCUCGAAUGCAAGAAGAGGUCCUCUUCUGCCGUGGUGGACUUGUAAAUGGACGGAUUUUAAUCGUUUAUGGAUGAAUGCAUGCGAUGGAUUGACAGAUUGUGAUCUAAUGUAGAAAACAAUGUAUUUGUGAAUAUGUUUACUGCUUUUACUGAUGGGCUGCAUGAUUUAUUGCUGCAUUGUCAAGGCCAUAUCCAUAAACACUUAUUAUUGACACAUAUCUGUAUCAACUGACCACACCAGAAAACGCAACUAUAUGACCGGGCUUCAUGUUGGUUCCUCUCUUUUUUUUUUAAUGGAAAGCCUGUGUUUAUUUCUUAAGGUUUUUCAUUUGUCAGUGCCUUCACUUUGAGUGUUAAUCUUCUUUUUAUUUGCGACAUAAUUGCUUGUGUCCUAAAACACGGACUGACUGAAGAGAGAACGUUUCGCAAUAGUUAUACUAUUUUAAUGAAUAGAGAGAAAGGUAGUUCUAUAAUUACAUUUGCAAGUUUAACGUUUGGCCCUCAUGGCUUUUUUGUUUGUUUGUUUUGCGAAAGCACAGCUUUUUGACUACGAGUUUGAUUAUACAAAAUUGAUUUUAACUUUAAAAUUACUUUUAGUCAUUUGUUUUGUGAUUAGUGACUAUCCUGCUGUUCAUUUUUCUACUUUUGUAAAACACUUGCCAUGCACACAAGUGUAUUUAAGUUAUAUAAUCUAAAUGUUAAUGUCAAUUAUCACAACAGAUUGUUCGAUUUAUGUAAAUUUGAAAUAUUAUCGAUUAUUUCCACAAUGAUUU
Messenger RNA from Carassius auratus (goldfish), 8466 nucleotides. RefSeq lists its product as uncharacterized. The coding region runs from base 1 to 7656 and encodes 2551 amino acids. The transcript has 21 exons. The record is from RefSeq and is a predicted model, not a curated record. Gene Ontology annotation, biological process: visual perception. Gene Ontology annotation, molecular function: hyaluronic acid binding; heparin binding. NCBI's taxonomy places the organism in Eukaryota, Metazoa, Chordata, Actinopteri, Cypriniformes, Cyprinidae.